Culex quinquefasciatus (southern house mosquito) is the source of this 813-nucleotide messenger RNA. RefSeq names its product pupal cuticle protein Edg-78E. Lineage: Eukaryota; Metazoa; Arthropoda; Insecta; Diptera; Culicidae. Gene Ontology annotation, molecular function: structural constituent of chitin-based larval cuticle. The transcript has 2 exons. Gene Ontology annotation, cellular component: chitin-based extracellular matrix. The coding region runs from base 102 to 467 and encodes 121 amino acids. The record is from RefSeq and is a predicted model, not a curated record.
GCAAACUAGAACAAAGCUUAAAGUCGGCAUUUAGCAGCACAGCAGCCACAGUGUGAUAAGUGACUUAAGGAGUAGUAGCAGUGUGAAAACAAGAAGCCAAAAUGAUGAAAGUGGUUAUCUCCCUGACCGUGCUCACCUUCGCGACCCUGGUGGCGUGCGCCCCCUCCGCCGACGACGCCCGGGCCAACAUCCUGACGCAGGAGAACGUCCUGGAACCGGACGGCAAGUACGCGUGGAAGUUUUCCACCAGCAACGGCAUCCAGGCCGAGGAAAGCGGCCAGGGUGGCCAAUCGGUGCAGGGUUCGGCCUCGUGGGUCGGCGACGAUGGCGUUCCGAUUGUGCUGACCUACACCGCCGACGAGAACGGAUACCAUCCCCAGGGAGUGCACCUGCCGACGCCACCCCCAAUCCCGGACUACAUUCUGCGCGCCCUCCGGUACAUCGAAGCCCACUCGCAGAAUAACUAGACAUCAAGAAUAACAUAAGUUAAAUUAGUUCGCAAAAGAUGAGCAGAUGAAUACACUUUUUAAAAAAUCGACACUAAAGUGCUUCAUCUGUUUAUCUGUGCUUUGACAUUUCGACACUGAAACGAAUCAUCACCGUGAAUUUAUUAGCGUAAAAUUUUCACGGUGACGAUGCACCGAUCAAAAAAAUACUCUCCAACUACGUAGCACAGAAAAAAAUAAAGUGAAAAGUGAUUAUUUUUUACUACCAAGGUUACCACAGUCAUCUCAGUGUAUAGAAACGAUAGAUUUUAAGAGGUAGGAUUUUAUAGCCGAUAGCGAUAAAACGAUAAAAAGUGACAAUAAAAUU